AUGCAGACUGGCAAGGAAACAACAGAGACUCACACCGUCUGGCUCGACGGCGAGGAACGAGCCUUCCCUGACCCACAGUGGAAGACUGGCAUGAGGGCCAGAUUUCCAUGGACUGGAUUCAUCGCACUUUCGACGGUUCUUCUUUGCGCAGCAAGCUCAGUCAUUGUCCUACUUGUCUCGGAUGGUCAUUCGCAAAAACGCUGGGCUGAUAAAGUUGCGCCCAACGUCUUGCUAUCCGGUUUCAAUGGCAUCGCAAAUAUCUGUUUCGGUGUUGCUAUUGGAAACGGCGUCGCCAUCACCUGGUGGAGAAAGGCUCUUAAGGGUGCCACUAUUCAGGACCUUCACCGUUCCUGGGCGUUCAGUUCGAGUAUCAAAGACGUCGUGAUCUAUGGAAAAUACUUCAACUUCAUCGCUUUGGCGGCUCUGGCUGCAAAGCUGACCAUUAUCGACGGUAUACUUCUUCAAAAAGCCGCCAGCACUGCUAUCGGAGAUGACCUUGGGAUCAAGGUCAAGGUUUCAUCCUUUGUUAACGAUACUAUGCCUUUUACCGGGACCAUAGCGGGAAGGUCUAGUAACGAAACAUCCUUCUAUGACUGGUUCAAUAAGGAUCUUGAUCGGUGGUCUAAAAGCUCUGGCAUCUUUCCGAACCCAUACAUUUACUGCAACGGUACAUGUAUACUCGAUCUUCACGGCGCUGGGUUCGAGUUUGAUUGUGCGAGCGAGGAGAUCCCGAUGAAUUACGGAGCAGACGCCGUUCAAGACGCAGUAACACUCGCUACAUCCAACGAUACUUCCACAUUCAAUGGGACGUUUGAGUACAGUCUCUUUGGUAUCACCUUCGAAUCGUUCUACGGGGAUGCCGAAGUGGACGGUGACUACUCAAGAAUUGUCAUGAAUGUGACAUCGACUACGGCCUCCAAUAAUGAGAACGAUACGCACAGUUGCCCCGGUAACGUUACCAAACACAGCUGCGUACUUCGACCUGCAAUCAUUAGCUAUCCUGUUACUAUUGAGGACACUAGCCAGAGUCUAGCGGAAAAUGUCCAGAGCUCUGCUACCAAGGCCAUCAGCAACAUGUAUCUUGGAUACAACACAACUUCAUAUGGCGGACAAGUAUACUAUGAGGACGAACGACAGUACAAUGCGACCAACAAGCAACUCAACAACUACUCGCUCGUGGCUUACAAGGAUACUGUCGAAGACCAUUUCAGGGGCAACGGCACCAUGGAAACUUCCAUUGCAGGGCUUGCCAAAGCACUCGUUCGCUACUAUCAAGGAAGUAGUUCCAUGCAUUUCGAUGGUAUUUACGGAUUUCUGGUCACGCAGAACGGCUCGGCCGAAAUCACCUAUGGAGCUGUGCCCCUGACUCCAAAUGGCUGCGACUUAGAAUACAAAGAUCCACUGGACACUCUUGUUCAGGAUAUCAACGCGUUGAUGUUCAGUCUCUCCGUUGAUCCAUGGCUGUUGAAUGGGGCCAACAACAAUUGGUCAGAAUACAAGACAAUCAACGCAACGCAAUACGGCACCAGCAUCCACUACAAGACUAAUAGAGCCUUCAUGUAUGGCGCAAUCGCCUCUAUACUUCUGUGUAUUCUCUGCGUCAUGCCAAGCUACUACGGCUACUGGCAGCUUGGACGCGACGUCACUCUUGGACCAUUCGAGAUUGCCAACGCUUUCCGUGCCCCUGUUCUGGAUCAUCCCGCGGUUGCUAACGCAGGAGUCAAAGAUCUGAUCAGAGAAGUCGGCAAAAGAGAAGUCAAGUAUGGAGAGAUGGUUCAUAACGAGGCCCCAGGCCGUUUGGCCAUCGCUGAGCCGGAUGCCGUGAGAAGAGUCCAUCCAAGGAUCAACGACAGAAGAUGGUGAACACAAAAGAGAGGUCAAGUGGCUAUGAGGAGAGUCACCCGGUCAGGCUAGCGCU
Molecule: messenger RNA, 1918 nt
Organism: Aureobasidium pullulans EXF-150
Lineage: Eukaryota; Fungi; Ascomycota; Dothideomycetes; Dothideales; Saccotheciaceae
Exons: 1
Coding region: 1-1863 (620 amino acids)
Source: RefSeq, a predicted model, not a curated record